GGUUGUUACUUACCUGCACAGGUAACAGAAGCAACAGGUCAUUUCUCUACUGAGGGGGGGCUCCGCCCGUCGAGCCGCGCUGCCGGCCCGGUCUCCACUCCAGUCGCGCUCCGCAUUUCAUACCGAUCGCUCCACGUCCGUGCGUCGUCUGAUUACAACACGAUACUUUCCCGCGACCGUAUUGACGCGGUAAUAAGUUAUGUGCGCUAACGCACGGCGAAUAGUAUCGUCGGUUCUCGUCGGUGGUCGAUCGUGACAGCUCAAAUGUCUCCCAGUUUAGAAGGGAUCAUGUUCAAUAGGAACACGAACCUGUCUGCGCGUCGGCCACUGUUAGUGGAGGCGCAAAAGCCUCUAGUGGUGCCUCCACGCGCUCCGCCCCGCGACACCGGCUCGCGGAAGCCUUUGCCUGCGCCUAGACACGUACCAAAUGAGUAUCCCUACGAAUACCGACCGGAUUACUGGAAACCAUCGAACGUCGAACUCGAGAAACGAUUGCAGGAGUCGCGGGCUCGCGAGAAAGUUGGCUACUUUCAAGACAAGGUAACGUCUCCGGAGCUGAGCUUGGACCGGAGAGAAGCGGAACUAGUUUUCAAGUUCGACCCUCACGCUUCGGCAGAGUACCUUUCGAGUCAGUAUAGAGCUCCCACAGUGCACUAUGCGAAACCCGCAACGCCAGUAAACGGGUUUUCCAACCGUCUCCCCGAGAGAGACGGUCCCUUUGUGUUUGGCGUGCACAGUCCGAGCCAAUUCCCGAUCCCACGACGGGACGAAGACGAUUACGAUUAUUCUGAAGUGGCCGAGGAGAAUGGCCGAACCGCAGUUCGUGACGAUGUGUCGGAAGACUUAAAUUGCUGUGAUAAAGUGAACGAGUGGGCUGUACGCGAUAAAAAAUGCAGAAGGACCUUGAAUCGGAUGUUCCAAAUUAAAGAUAGGAGGAAGGUGAAAGGUGGAAAUAAAGAGAAGAUAAAGUGUGUGUUGGUUGGUGAUGGAGCAGUGGGCAAGAGUUCUUUAAUAGCUGCGUAUGCGCAGAACAAGUUUCGGGAUGAGUAUCAACCGACUGCAUAUGACACAUUUAAUGUCGCUGUGGACGUGGACGAUCGGCAGGUCCGCGUGGAAAUCUGUGAUACUGCUGGACAGGACUCAAUGUCGAAACUCCGUGAGUUGUGUUACCCUGGCACCGACGUUCUGAUGCUGUGCUUCUCCGUGGUCCGGCCAGAGACGUUUCGCUCCGUGGCAGAAAAAUGGACAAAGUCCGUUGCUGGUGUGAACGCACCUUUAAUUUUGGUUGGAACGCAGAGCGACUUGGCGCUAGACCCGAGGGUGCUGCAAUCUUUGCGAGCCCGAGGAGAGCAUCCGGUUACGGAAAUGGAAGCGCGAUCGCUUGCCGCGAAAAUCAACGCCAACUACAUUGAGACUUCAGCCAAAACUAGGAAUAAUUUGAAAGACGCAUUCGACGCGGCCAUCUUGGCCGGGUUGCCAGUGAGAAAUAAUAGGAAACCCUUUUGGAAGAGGUUAUGUUGCAUGAGCUAGGCAAUUUAAAAAAUAAAUCUUCUAUGAUAUGGUUUGCCAGGUCUUACUCUGAGGUGGAGAGAUUUAGAUAACAAGAUUUCAAGCACUGAAAAAAUGGUACUGAAGUGAUCUUACUAUGAAUCCGAAAGUUGAUCUGUUUUAAGGAAAAAAAAGGUUAGGUACCUACCUACACGCAUUGUUUUGAAAAUGAAAGCCUGAUAAACGGAUUAAAUACUGCAAACCCUGGUGUCAGAGUUUACAAUUUAUACAGAUUCAUAUCCUCAUUAUGUUUAGUGGACGACACAGAAAACGAUACCUUCAUAGCAUAGACGUAUUGUAGGUAGCAUGUACCUUUAUUUUUGGCCCACUGUACGUAAAUACAGAUCAAUAAAUUUAAAGUUUUAUACCAAAGUUAAUAAAGAUCAAUGAAAUUCUAAGCCCUUAACUUCUAAGCCUGGGCUAAUGUUACAUUAGUACCAUAAAAUAGUGCUAAAGGUGGAAUUCACGCAAGGGGUAUUUAUUUUAUCAAUGGUUACCUACAUUAGUUCUGUUUUAUCCACCAAAUUUCUAAAGCAUAAAAAGGAAAAGUGGUUGCCAUGCUGCUUUAUGGAUAAAUUAUAAAUCGGGCAGUUAGUUAUGAACUUAUGACUUGGGUAUUAAGGCAGAAUAUUUGGGUAUUUCAAGUGUGUAACCCCAGGCAAAAGUUAAUUAUGACUAUCACUAGUAAAUAUGGACAAAGUCGCUUCACCUGUAUGUUCUUAGAUUAGUAUCCCUUUUGACCAACAGCGUGAUAAGGGAAUGUUGUGAUGUGAAAGAAGAUGUAGUUACAGGAAUAGAAAAGGGUAUGUUGAGAUGGUUCGGUCAUGUGGAGAGGAUGAAUGAAAACAGGUUGACUAAGCAGAUAUACAAGGAGAGUGUGGAGGGAAAGGUCGGGGUGGGAAGACCUAGACGAACAUAUCUUGAUCAAAUUAAGGACGUCCUGGUGAAGGGUCAGGUCAAAAGUGCCCGAAACCGCCGAGCUUGCAUGAAGAGAGUUAUGAAUGUGGAUGAAGCAAAGGAAGUAUGCAGGGAUCGUGGCAAGUGGAAAGAGGUAGUCUCUGCCUACCCCUCCGGGAAAGAGGCGUGAGUUUAUGUAUGUAUGUAUUUGACCAUGGUCCAUUGGGUAAGACAGGCGGUUGCCAACUUUUACAACAUAUUUAAGUAUAUCUUGUUACUUAUGAAAAAUAUCUACUUACAAUUCCUUAUUAAGUACGAGUAUUACUUACUAAGUACUUUGCAAAAGUAAAUAAAUUGUCCUUGAACUAAGAUAGGUAUCUACUUAAUUCAAUAAAUAUAAAAAUAAUCAAGCACGUAUAAAAGCAGUGAAUGUAAAUUGCUUGACCUAAGAAAUAUUUUGUACUAGCUUUUACCCGGAGCUUCGCGCGCGUGAAUUUAGCUCCACCUACAAUCCCACGGUAAUUAGAUAUAGUUUUGCCUGGAUGAAAAGUAUCCUAUGUCCUUCCCAGACUCUUAAUUAUAAAGACGCAAAAGUUUAAGAAAUUGGUUCAGAAGAUGACGAGUAAAGAGACAACAAACAAAC
Amyelois transitella is the source of this 3088-nucleotide messenger RNA. RefSeq lists its product as uncharacterized. Gene Ontology annotation, molecular function: GTPase activity; GTP binding. NCBI's taxonomy places the organism in Eukaryota, Metazoa, Arthropoda, Insecta, Lepidoptera, Pyralidae. The record is from RefSeq and is a predicted model, not a curated record. Gene Ontology annotation, biological process: small GTPase-mediated signal transduction. The transcript has 4 exons. Bases 265 to 1530 code for a protein of 421 amino acids.